GCCUCCGGCCGCGCCGCCCCCGCGCCCGCCCGGGCCCGCGCGCAUCGGCUACUACGAGGUGGAGCGAACCAUCGGCAAGGGCAACUUCGCCGUGGUGAAGCUGGCCACGCACCUGGUGACCCGCGCCAAGGUUGCUAUAAAGAUCAUUGAUAAGACACAACUGGAUGAAGAGAACCUGAAGAAGAUAUUUAGAGAAGUUCAGAUCAUGAAGAUGCUUUGCCACCCACAUAUCAUCAGGUUAUACCAGGUGAUGGAGACGGAGAGGAUGAUUUAUCUAGUGACAGAGUAUGCGAGCGGAGGGGAGAUAUUUGAUCACUUGGUGGCCCACGGACGGAUGGCUGAGAAGGAAGCCCGGAGAAAGUUCAAGCAAAUAGUGGCCGCCGUCAACUUCUGUCACUGUCGGAAUAUAGUCCACAGAGAUCUGAAGGCAGAAAAUCUGCUUCUGGAUGCCAACCUUAACAUCAAAAUAGCAGAUUUUGGGUUCAGUAACAUCUUCACACCUGGUCAGCUGCUUAAAACGUGGUGUGGGAGCCCUCCCUAUGCUGCUCCAGAGCUCUUUGAAGGAAAGGAGUAUGAUGGGCCGAAGGUUGACAUUUGGAGCCUCGGCGUGGUGCUGUACGUGCUGGUGUGUGGUGCUCUGCCCUUCGACGGCAGCACGCUGCAGAACCUGCGCGCCAGGGUGCUCAGCGGCAAGUUCCGCAUCCCCUUCUUCAUGUCCACAGAAUGUGAGCAUCUGAUCCGCCACAUGCUGGUCUUGGACCCGAGCAAGCGGCUCUCCAUGGAGCAGAUCUGCAAGCACAAGUGGAUGAAGCUCGGGGAGGCAGAUGCGGAGUUCGACAGGCUGAUCUCAGAGUGUCAGCACCUGAAGACCGAGAGGCAGAUGGAGCCUCUGAAUGAGGACGUGCUGCUGGCGAUGGCGGACAUGGGGCUGGACAAGGAGCGCACCGUUCAGUCCUUACGAGCCGAUGCUUACGAUCACUACAGCGCAAUCUACAGCCUGCUCUGUGACCGCCUGAAGCGGCACAAGAACCUGCGCAUCGCCACGGCGCCCAGCGUGCCACGCACCAUCCCCUUCCCCCCCUCUCCCAGCAUCCAGCAGGCAGAACAGACAGGCAACACCGUGAGCAUCAACGUGCCACAAGUCCAGCUCAUCAACCCCGAAAACCAAAUAGUGGAGACUGACGGGACGAUGAACCUGGACAGCGAUGAAGGGGAGGAGCCGUCGCCCGAAGCUCUGGUCCGUUACCUCUCGAUGAGGAGGCACACGGUUGGAGUGGCCGACCCACGGACGGAAGUCAUGGAAGAUCUGCAGAAGCUGCUGCCUGGCUUCCCCCGUGUCACCCCUCAGGCUCCCUUCCUGCAGGUGACCCCCAACGUCAACUUCAUGCACAACGUGCUGCCCAGGCAGAACCUGCAGCCCACGGGUCAGCUGGAGUACAAGGAGCAGUCCCUGCUGCAGCCCCCCACGCUGCAGCUGCUGAACGGCAUGGGCCCGCUGGGGCGGCGUGCGUCGGAUGGCGGGGCCAACAUCCAGCUCCACGCGCAGCAGCUGCUGAAGCGCCCGCGAGGGCCCUCUCCGCUCGUCACCAUGACGCCAGCCGUGCCAGCUGUGACCCCCGUGGAUGAGGAGAGCUCGGACGGGGAGCCAGACCAGGAAGCUGUGCAGAGAUACUUGGCAAAUAGGUCAAAAAGGCACACUCUGGCAAUGACCAACCCUACAGCUGAAAUCCCUCCAGACUUGCAGAGGCAGCUAGGACAGCAGUCCUUCCGACCCCGGGCUUGGGCUCCACACCUGGUACCCGAUCAGCACCGUUCUAUUUACAAGGACUCAAAUACCCUGCACCUCCCCACCGAACGCUUCUCCCCGGUUCGGCGCUUCUCCGACGGUGCUGCCAGCAUCCAGGCUUUCAAAGCCCACCUGGAGAAGAUGGGCAAUAACAGCAGCAUCAAACAGCUCCAGCAGGAGUGCGAGCAGCUUCAGAAGAUGUACGGCGGGCACAUGGACGAGAGGACGCUGGAGAAGACGCAGCAGCAGCACAUGUUGUACCAGCAGGAGCAGCACCACCAGAUCCUCCAUCAGCAGAUUCAGGACUGUAUCCGGCCACCUCAGCCUUCUCCACCCUUGCAAGCUCCGUGUGAAAACCAGCCAGCUCUGCUCACUCACCAGCUUCAGAGGUUACGGAUUCAGCCAUCCAGCCCACCCCCGAACCAUCCCAACAACCAUCUCUUCAGGCAGCCAAACAGCAGCCCCCCUCCUGUGAGCAGCAGCGUGCUCCAGCCCCAUGGUGCUGCUUCCCAGUCCCAAUUCCAAGGGAUGCCAUCCCACACCGCAAUCUUCCCGCAGUCCGGUAACUGUUCCCCUCCCCCAAACCUGGGGCUGACGUGCCUGGGCUUGCAGCAGCAGUCACAGCCUCAGCAGGUCACUAUCCAAGUGCAGGAGCCCGGCGACAUGGUCAGCAGCAACCUCCUGCAAGGGGCGUCGGUGGGCGCGCAGGGCCUGGCAUCGCACACGCGGGGCAUGCCCAUCAGCCCCGGCGCCAGCCAGAUGCAGCUGCAGCACCGCGCCAGCCUCAUGGCCUCGCUCUCCUACGGCCACAGGCAGCUCUCCAAGCAGCUCAGCGCCGACAGCGCCGAGUCGCACAGCCUGAACGUGAGCAGGUAUCCCCCCGCCAACUACGACCAGGUGCACUUACACCCCCACCUGUUCUCGGAGCAGCCGCGUGUGUCCCCCAGCAGCUACAACCCCUCGGGAGCCGUCGGCUUCCCACCGGCACAGCAAGCUCUGAAGGUCCCGCAGCUCGACCAGUACCCCAGCUUCCCUCCGAACGCACAUCAGCAGCAGCAGCAGCACUACACGGCAUCGGCACUACAGCAAGCACUGUUGUCCCCAACGCCCCCCGACUACAGCCGACACCAGCAGGUACCGCACAUCCUCCAGGGACUGCUUUCCCCCCGGCACUCACUCACGGGGCACACGGACAUGCGGCUGCCCCAGGCAGAAUUUGCACAGCUCAUCAAACGGCGGCAGCAGCAGCAGCAGCAGCAGCAGCAGGAAUUUCAAGAGUUGUUCAGGCACAUGAGUCAAGGGGACGCUGGGAACAUGGGCAGCAGCGUGGGACAGAGCCUCUCAGAGCGCCAGUCGUUGUCGUUGCCUUAUCAGAGCGCUGACACGUACCACCCACAGAGCAGCCCCCAGCACCUCUUAAAAAUCAGGGCGCAAGAAUGUAUCCAGCAGGUGCCCGCCUCGGUGCAGCCCCACGGAUACGUCCACCAGCCCGCCCUGUUCCACUCGGAGAGCAUGGAGGAGGACUGCGCCUGCGAGGGCGCCAGGGACAGCUUUCCAGACAGUAAGAGUUCAAACACAUUGACCAAAGGUUGCCAGGAGACCCCUCUGCUCGUAAACGCGGGGCACGGGGACCCAGAGUCCUUGCUAGGAACUGCUCCCCAGGCGCAGGAGCUGGGGCCACAUCCGUACCGACACCCGCCCGCGGCGGGCUUCAGCAGGAGCAAGGUGCCCAGCAGAGAGUCCAUCGUAGGGAACUGCCUGGACAGGAGCUCCCCCAGCCCAGCGAUGCAGGUGCCCGACCACAACGGCCUGGGCUACCCCGUGCGACCCGGCUCCGGCGAGCACCCGCGGCCCCGCACGCUGCAGCGGCACCACACCAUCCAGAACAGCGACGAUGCCUACGUGCAGUUGGAUAACUUGCCAGGAAUGAGUCUGAUGGCAGGGAAAGCGCUCAGCUCCGCUCGGAUGUCGGACGCCGUCCUCAGCCAGUCGUCACUGAUGGCCAGUCAGCAGCUCCGUGACAGGGACAGCGAAGAAUGUGGGGAGAGUUUGGAAGGUCAAGAGCAUCCCAACUUAGGUGAUGGCAGCCAGCACCUCAACACCUCCUGCUACCCGUCGACGUGCAUCACGGACGUCCUGCUGAGCUACAAGCACCCGGAGGUGCCCUUUGGGAUGGAGCAAGCGGGGGUGUAACAGGAGGGGGCUCUGUGUACAGCUUCGAAACGAAAAGGUCCAUUUUAAACCAACAGUAUCUAGCAGCAUCGCGCCAAAUCGCCGUAGUAUUUCUGACUAACUGGAAUACCAUGGCCCCUUCCCUCAUUGCCCAGUGUGUUGUUCCUUUGGUUUCUUUAGUUUUUUUGCCAUAUUUGCCUGUAACUCCAGCGAUCACCGAAAUAACCAGAGAGCCCGAGCGCGCGGCGGCAGAGCGCCCGCCCAGUACCGAGCCUGGUGUGGAGGUUGGGGCCCGGCAGGCGCCGGGGGCUGCUCCGGCCGACAGACGGACGGACGGACAGACGGACCCCCGCCAAGGGCAGGGCGGGAGGGAGGGCAGCGGGAGGUGCGGAGCAGCCACGUCCCGCGCCGCCUGGGUCCGUGCGCAGGGCCCCAGGGAGCAGCCCGUCCCCGCGCCCCGGCCGCCUCGGGCUCCGCUCCUCUCUCCCGGCUUCCCACGUAGGGAAGACGAGUUUCUCUUUGUUUUCUCGGCUUCUCCUCCCGAUCAUGUAGGAAUUGUUUUUGGUAAAUGUUGUUUUAUUAUUAUUGUUAUUAAUAAAAGGCGAAAGGAAUUUCUGUUUGAGAGGAAUUUUUAACUAGAUUCUGUUCUAUAUGAAUUGUGACUUGCACCUUCUGUUCAAAGUAUUUGAUUUCUCUUCCCCACGCCAUUGUACUUGUGGCUGGUUCUCUCUCUCGUGCCAGUGGCGACCGUGGUGUUGUCCCUCACGCCCUUCGCUUCCCACGCGCGCAGAGCUCCUCCCGCUCCUCCUCCCCGGGCUCCCCCGGCAGCCGGCGCCCGCAGCCCCCCGGCCGGGGCUCGGCAGCACUCGGCGUCACCGUUGCCUUCGGGACUCUACAAGCCACAGCUCAGACCCUUCUUACUGACACUUUUCUGGGAUAUUUUUUAAACGAGGAUUAAACAGACACCCCCCCCCUCACCUCAACCGACGCAGCCCCUCCUGAGUUUGCACAGCAGGAAGUGUGAGACCAGCACGGCAGAGGUGACCUCGCUGUCCUUCCCCCGGCCCCGGGACGCCGCUGACGCCGUCCCAGGCGGGAGCGAAGCCUCGCCCCGGUCCCCCCGGCCAGGGCAGCCCCGAAGCCUUCCGCUCGCUCCUUCGUACCUUUGGUUCGUUUUCCUUCUGUUUACAUGACACUGUACUUGUGGGCGAGGCGGCCGAGCGGGGCCAUGCCAGACCUCGCGCCGUUUCGCAGCAUCACACGUUUUUUUACCAUGGCUUUGUAUCGUAGUCCCCGACACGCGCAGUAUAUGUUGAAUGUAUAUUAAUAUACUUUGCUAUUAUUUCUGGGGUUUGGAAAUGUCUGGAAGUAUUUUUUUCUUCCUCGUCGACGUUGGGACUUAAAAACAGAAACGUUUCGGUAAACCUUCAGUCCAUUUUUCUUUUGGUGGGUCACUUGCAACUCGUCACUUAGUUGGACAGUGGGAUCAUGACAAAUAAAACCAUGAUGAUGAUCUUC
Molecule: messenger RNA, 5476 nt
Organism: Colius striatus (speckled mousebird)
Lineage: Eukaryota; Metazoa; Chordata; Aves; Coliiformes; Coliidae
Gene: SIK3
Product: SIK family kinase 3
Exons: 25
Coding region: 206-3979 (1257 amino acids)
Biological process (GO): protein phosphorylation; microtubule cytoskeleton organization; intracellular signal transduction
Cellular component (GO): cytoplasm
Molecular function (GO): protein serine/threonine kinase activity; ATP binding; tau-protein kinase activity
Source: RefSeq, a predicted model, not a curated record